UUUUGUCUGGCCUGCCAAAAGAAGGUGUUUCAGUUGAGCCCAUUCAGAAUCAAAAGGCUACUAUGAGGAGACGAUAACUGAUUCACAUGGAAGUUAUCGUCUGAGAGGACUUCUUCCAGACACAAUUUAUGUGAUCAAAGUUAUGAAGAAGGAUGCCUUGGCUAGCUCUGUAAUUGAACGUGCAUCUCCAGAAUUUGUUACUAUUGAGGUUGGGUCUGAGGAUAUUAGCGGGUUGGAUUUUUUGGUCUUUGAACAGCCGGAAAAGACCAUUUUAAGUUGUCAUGUUGAAGGAAAAGAAAUUGAAGAGCUACAUUCAAAUCUACUUGUGGAAAUCAAGUCUGCCUGUGACACAUCCAAGAUUGAGUCAGUCUUUCCCUUACCCCUUUCAAACUUCUUCCAGGUAAAAGACUUGCCUAAGGGUAAGCACCUUGUGCAGCUCAAAUAUAGUAUUCCAUUAAGCACCCACACGUUUGAGUCAGGAGCGAUCGAGGUUAACCUAGAGAAGAAUGCCCAAAUUCACGUGGGCCCACUCAGAUACAAAGUUGAAGAGGAUCAUCACAAACAGGUUUGUUUUGCUUUCUCCUUGAAUAUGUUCCUUUUUUAGUGAAAUAUUGAUCCUUGAUGUGACAGUUGUGAUAUCA
Molecule: messenger RNA, 641 nt
Organism: Tripterygium wilfordii
Lineage: Eukaryota; Viridiplantae; Streptophyta; Magnoliopsida; Celastrales; Celastraceae
Exons: 2
Coding region: 143-604 (153 amino acids)
Cellular component (GO): endoplasmic reticulum membrane
Source: RefSeq, a predicted model, not a curated record